ACACCUCACUCACCCACUCGCCCUCGCUCCGUCACUUGUCUCUCCUUCAGCUGGGACGUUUCAGCGCGAGGGAGGGUAGAGGAAAUGGGCGGUCCGCUGGGGGCGAUCAUUGGGAGGUACCCGGCGGCGGCUGGGGUGGACGCGGAAGGACAGAUCGGAGGAGGAGGAGGAAGUGGUAGUGACGGCGGGAUCAUCAGACACAACAGGAAGUGCAGAGAUUUGGUGUUCCUCGUCAUCUUUAUUGCAUUCUGGGUGGCUAUGAUCGUUAAUUCCAGCUUCGGGUUCAACCAGGGCAACCCGCUCCGACUUACUUAUAGUCUGGAUUACAAAGGAAAUGUUUGCGGGAACAGGCAUGCGGAUCCUGAUUUGCGCGAACUGGACGUUAGGUAUUGGCUUGAUCCUAAUCAGGUUUACUUGAGUGGUGUUAAGGAGAGUCGGUUCGAUCUAGCUGAUGCAAGGAGCAUAUGCUUGAUGGAAUGCCCUAUUCCUUCAGAAGAUGGUCUCAACUGGGUUUGCGAUUACCCAGAGGGGGACAUUCGCCUCUCUGUGGAUGAUUGGAUUAACAGGGACUAUGACUACUAUGAAUUUCUAACACCAGAAAUGAGGAAUACUUCUCUUCAGCUCCAAGGUCCAUGCUAUCCCAUCAUAUUUCCAAGUGUGAAUGUGCACUGGAGCUGUCAGUUUAUCGUACGUGCAUCAAAUGUUUCAUUGAAGCAUUGGCAGCAGAUGGGCGGUGUUAACAUUGAUGAGAACAUAAUUAUAGAUAAAACUAUUCACAAAACAAUCAAUUCCCCAUCAUCUGUUUUAAAGAGAUAUGUUGCAGAUAUAGGGAAAGCAUGGCCCGUGUUAAUUGUUUGUGGAGGAAUUGUUCCACUCUUCUUGUCUGUUAUCUGGCUACUGAUGAUACGCCAUUUUGUUGCGGGAAUGACUUGGAUAACAGUGAUUCUCUUCAAUGCUCUUGUAAUAUCAGUUACAAUGUUGUACUAUGCAAAAGCUGGAUGGAUUGGUGAUGAUGCCUUAUCAGUUGUUAUUGGCGAAAGUGAUCCCUACAUCCACAUAAGUGGCCGGGAAAUAAAUCAUCUUCGUGUAGUAGCUAUUCUUAUGACGAUAGUAAUGAUUAUUGCCUUCCUAUCUUCGAUUGCAAUUGUUCGCCGAAUACUUAUAGCAACAUCUGUUUUGAAGGUUGCAGCAAAAGUUAUUGGGGAAGUUCAGGCUCUUAUAAUCUUCCCAAUACUUCCAUAUGUUGUUCUUGCUAUAUUCUAUAUGUUCUGGUUUUCUGCUGCUCUUCAUCUUUUCAGCUCGGGUCAGAUACUCAAAAAUGACUGUAGUGGCAAUUGCUGUGCAUUUGACCUAAAGUCCAACAAGGUCAAUUGUGAUAAUUGUUGUGGCUAUAGCAUCCAUUACACCCCACACAUUGGAAUUUCUAUUCUUUUUCACUUAUUUGGAUGCUACUGGGCAACACAGUUUAUCAUUGCCUGUUCAUCUACAGUCAUUGCUGGAUCAGUUGCCUCUUACUACUGGGCUCGUGGUGAGAUAUCGCCAGAGAUUCCAUUUCUUCCUGUAUUUUCUUCUAUGAAGCGGCUCUUGCGAUACAGUCUGGGAUCGGUGGCGCUUGGCUCCGUCAUUGUAUCCGUUGUCGAAUGGAUCCGGUUUAUACUUGAGGCUUUUCGGCGUAGGUUAAGACAUACUGAUCCUGCUCCAGCAACCUUCUUUGGAAAGUUCAUGUCCUCUUCUUCACACUAUUGCUUAGGAUGCAUCGAUUGGACCAUCAAGUCUGUGAAUCGCAAUGCAUACAUUAUGAUUGCUAUCACAGGAAAAGGAUUUAGCAGAGCUUCGGUGAUUGCCACUGGUUUGAUCAUGAAUAACAUUUUACGCAUAGGAAAGGUCAAUGUCAUCGGAGAUGUCAUUCUUUACCUCGGAAAGUUAUGUGUUAGCCUCUUCUGUGCAUUAUUUGCAUUCCUUAUGCUGGAUACCUACAAAUACAAAUCUUCUCAUAACAAGAUCUCAUCCCCUCUAUUCCCUGUUCUGGUAACUUGGGGACUUGGUUACAUAGUAGCAACUCUCUUUUUUGCGGUCGUCGAGAUGUCGAUAGAUACUAUCAUACUCUCCUUCUGCCAAGAUACAGAAGAACAUCAAGGAACUGCUCAGUGCGCGCCACUUCUGCUCAUAGAAACACUAGAUGGCCAAGGAGAAAUGCAGAGACUAACACAAGGCCCUUAAGUGACUCCCUCUCUCCCUCCCUCUUCUGUGUAUCGAAAAGCAUCAAUAGUUUCUGAUGCUUACUCUAAUUUUGUUGUUACCGUGACAUUUCAUUAAUGUUAUCGAUGUGUGUUCUGUGAUAAGCCGAUAACAUGUUUGUAUCAAUCAUCCAAGGGAUGUGGUUUUGCAGCUCUAAAACAACUGAGUCUUUUGCUAGAGUUUAUGAUGAUUGCAAACAGCUUUAUGUA
Molecule: messenger RNA, 2447 nt
Organism: Zingiber officinale
Lineage: Eukaryota; Viridiplantae; Streptophyta; Magnoliopsida; Zingiberales; Zingiberaceae
Product: choline transporter protein 1-like
Exons: 10
Coding region: 85-2220 (711 amino acids)
Biological process (GO): transmembrane transport
Cellular component (GO): membrane
Molecular function (GO): transmembrane transporter activity
Source: RefSeq, a predicted model, not a curated record